Molecule: messenger RNA, 2011 nt
Organism: Jaculus jaculus (lesser Egyptian jerboa)
Lineage: Eukaryota; Metazoa; Chordata; Mammalia; Rodentia; Dipodidae
Gene: Hmgcs2
Product: 3-hydroxy-3-methylglutaryl-CoA synthase 2
Exons: 10
Coding region: 117-1643 (508 amino acids)
Biological process (GO): acetyl-CoA metabolic process
Cellular component (GO): mitochondrion
Molecular function (GO): hydroxymethylglutaryl-CoA synthase activity
Source: RefSeq, a predicted model, not a curated record
GCGGGGCUCGGGAAGGCAGAGCCGCCCGCCCGGGGCUUUAUAAAGCCCUGCCCACGCUGCUGGGCAUCUCUCUGCAGGGGCUGUGGACUGCUGCUUGGCUUUUUGCUCCUCCAGAAAUGCAGCGACUUUUGGCUCCCGUGAGGCGGGUCCUUCAAGUGAGCCGGGUGAUGCAGGAAGCUUCUCUCACUCCUGCUCACCUGCUCCCAGCAGCCCAGCAGAGGUUCUCAACAGUGUCUGCUGCCCCCUUGGCCAAAACAAACACUUGGCCAAAAGACGUGGGCAUCCUUGCCCUGGAGGUCUACUUCCCCGCCCAGUACGUGGAUCAGACUGACCUGGAGAAGUUCAACAAUGUGGAAGCUGGGAAGUACACGGUGGGCCUGGGCCAGACCCGCAUGGGCUUCUGCUCGGUGCAGGAGGACAUCAACUCCCUGUGCCUGACCGUGGUGCAGCGGCUGAUGGAGCGCACGCAGCUGCCCUACGACGCCGUGGGCCGCCUGGAGGUGGGCACAGAGACCAUCAUCGACAAGUCGAAGGCCGUGAAGACGGUGCUCAUGCAGCUGUUUCAGGACUCGGGUAAUACAGACAUUGAGGGCAUAGAUACCACCAACGCCUGCUACGGUGGCACCGCCUCCCUCUUCAACGCUGCCAACUGGAUGGAGUCCAGCUACUGGGACGGUCGCUACGCUCUGGUGGUCUGCGGUGACAUCGCUGUGUACCCCAGUGGGAACGCCCGCCCCACGGGUGGGGCUGGAGCCGUGGCCAUGCUGAUUGGGCCCAAGGCCCCUCUAGUGUUGGAGCAAGGGCUGAGGGGGACGCACAUGGAGAACGCCUACGACUUCUACAAGCCCAACCUGUCCUCCGAGUACCCGCUGGUGGACGGGAAGCUCUCCAUCCAGUGCUACUUGCGGGCCCUGGACAAGUGCUACGCCGCCUACCGCAGAAAAAUCCAGAACCAGCGGAAGCAAGCUGGAGACGACCGACCCUUCACCCUCGACGACGUGCAAUACAUGAUCUUCCACACACCCUUUUGCAAGAUGGUGCAGAAGUCUCUGGCUCGCCUGAUGUUCAAUGACUUCCUGUCAUCCGGUGGUGACUCACAGACCAGUGCUUACAAGGGGCUUGAGGCCUUCAGGGGCCUAAAGCUGGAAGACACCUACACCAACAAGGACGUGGAUAAAGUUUUUCUAAAGGCCUCUCUAGACAUGUUCAACAAGAAAACCAAGGCCUCCCUUUACCUGUCCACGAACAACGGGAACAUGUACACGUCGUCGCUGUAUGGAUGCCUGGCCUCUCUUCUCUCCCACCACUCUGCCCAAGAGCUGGCCGGCUCCCGGAUUGGAGCCUUCUCCUAUGGCUCCGGCUUGGCAGCAAGCUUUUUUUCAUUUCGAGUGUCCGAGGAUGCCUCUCCGGGUUCCCCGCUGGAGAAGCUGGUGUCCAGCAUAUCAGAUCUGCCACAGCGUCUAGAUUCCCGGAAGCGCAUGUCUCCGGAAGAAUUCACAGAAAUAAUGAACCAAAGAGAGCAAUUCUACCACAAGGUGAAUUUUUCGCCACCUGGUGAUACAAACAACCUUUUCCCGGGCACGUGGUACCUAGAACGAAUAGACGAGAUGCAUCGCCGAAAGUAUGCGCGGCGUCCCAUCUAAAGCGGAUCCGUGGACCUGUUCCUGAAGAAACUAUGUGGGCAGAACUUCUGCCCCCUAAAAUCACAUGCUUACAAUUCCACCCUUAGCUGGUAAAUGAAUGAAUUGACGGCACAGCAGACCCCAUGGGAUUGGCCCUCCCUUAGUGGGUCUUUCGUAACUUUCCCUCCCACAGUUGGUCACAAUGCCAGGCCCAUGGUGCAGUGGACCAGUCUCCCCCCCCCCCCGACCCCCAGCCAGGAAGGAAGGAGGUGGAGGGAAGGAGAGUGACUGCCUGGGGAAAUAGGUCAGGUCACAUUCUCCUUCGAGAUCCAAUAAGCCUUCCUGUCAUUUGUUACAGCUUGUCAUUAUUAAAUUUCUAUGCUGUUAUA